AUGGAGAAUAAUAAUAACCACAUUGAUGAUGAUCGGAGGAGAGAAAGGUCGACAGAAUCGGCUUCAACGUCGGGUCGAUUCCCGCCCGGUUACCGGUUCAUGCCGACCGAUCAAGAGCUCAUUUUAGAGUACUUGGCAAGGAAAGUCAACAAUCAGCCAAUCCCGGUUGAUGAGAUUAAUGAAGUCGAGCUCUACAAAUACAGUCCCGUCUACCUCUCUGGGAAGUAUCCUCAACUUGGAGAUCAAGAGUGGUACUUUUUCACUCCGCGCGACAGGAAGUACCCGAACGGGAGUCGGCCCACGCGGUCGGUUAACGGAAUAGGGUAUUGGAAGGCCACCGGUGCCGAUAAAUUAGUCAUGUCGAAAGGUGAACUUGCGGGAAGGAAAAAGGUUUUGGUUUUCUAUCAAGGGAGACCUAAAAGUGGGAACGAAAGAAAGACGAACUGGAUCAUGCACGAGUACAAGCUCAAUUCUCCUUCCAAGAGCCCCGGUUCCAAUAACAUGAGGUUGGAUGAUUGGGUGUUGUGCCGAAUAUACGAAAAAAUAGAAAAGGCACCGAAAAGAAAACCGAAGGAUGUAAACGAUGAGGAAGACAUUGUUCCCUCGGGCCCACUCCAUGUGGUCCCGUUUGUAGAAGAAGAAGAAGAAGAAGACGGCGACGACGACAACAGCAAUGACAGCAACAACAACAAGGGUAGCAACAAUGUCGAGGAUGUUCAAUUCCCCAACAACAACAACGUCUUUUGCGAAAAGCAAGAUCACGUGUUGAUGAUGGAUAGAUAUCAGCAGCCUUCGUUUAUACAUAACCAACCACUUAUUCCUAAUCCCACACCCAUUGAUGUGAGCUACUUAUAUGGUCAGAAUAGUCUUUACUAUGAUCCUCAGCACCACCUUCUCAGUCAGCAGCAACAGUUGAUGUGGGAUCCUCGAUGCCAGCUGCCGGAUUUCGAUUGGACCUUUGGAAGUAGGGAGGAUAAUAAUAAUAAUAAUAAUGAUCUACAGCCUCUUCCAUUGGAUGUGGAAGUCAACGAUAGUUUCAGCGUCGAUGAUUACUUGAGAGCUGUGGCCGCGGACGCGGAAGAGGGCAAUUCCGAUGAUCAACAUGAAUUGGGCGUCGGCGUUUGCCUCCCUGCAUCUUAUCUGAACAUUGAUGGGAGGGCUGGUUUCUCCGGCUCGCUCACUCGCUCCUGUCGGGCUCUUCGGCCACGGUUCCCGACAACGGGCCGGCAGGAACUCCAACUUUAUGAAGGUCUUUACGUACCCGUGAAUUCCGGCGUUUUGGGGUUUGUGGAUCUUCGACAGAAUCGGUCCUGA
This is a messenger RNA of Striga hermonthica, 1314 nucleotides long. The record is from the annotation of a GenBank genome assembly. Lineage: Eukaryota; Viridiplantae; Streptophyta; Magnoliopsida; Lamiales; Orobanchaceae.